GCGAGGCGAAGGACGGAAUGAUGGCGUCUGCGGGGAUGGGGCUACGGCGGCUCCUGGCGGCCGGUUUUAAGGCGAGCAGGCGGCGAGUGACCACCUCUCUUCUGCCUGUAGCUUUUUCCAGGCUUCAUUAUCAUGUGACACCAUCUCGCAGCUACAUACCCCGGAGAGCUGUUCUCUAUGUGCCUGCAGAUGAUGUAAGAAAGAUACAGAAGAUUCCAUCUCUCAACGUUGAUUGUGCAGUGCUCGAUUGUGAAGAUGGUGUUGCUCUAAAUAGGAAGGAAAUGUUUUGAUGUGCUGCAACUCUAAAUAUGUGAAGGCUUCCAACCACUGCUUUUGUCUCCAAGUAUUAAGUGGGGAAAUUACAGCCUAACUCUCUUCCUGUUUAUUGUAAACAACGUGGCCGGCCUAGCAAUGGAGUCUGAUUAGUCCUUUGCACCUUUUGUGAAAGGAUCAAGAGAACCCUACUGUUUUCGGUGUUUGACUCCAAUUUACAUCUUUAAAGAGACUUGACUGCAUUAGGAUCCAGAUUUCAACUUCUUGAAUGCUGGACAUAGUUGCUACAAUGCAUCAUACAAUUAACCAAGAUCCCUAUUGUAAUACACCGCUUUUAAUGCAAACGCAUAUUCAUGCUAUUUUUGUGAUGCCAUUUUGAAAAAGAAUAGACCACCCAUCCCUUCUGACUCCAAGAAGGUUUCUCUUUUGGGGAAAAAAAAAUCUGUGCCAGGAGA
Python bivittatus (Burmese python) is the source of this 728-nucleotide messenger RNA. The record is from RefSeq and is a predicted model, not a curated record. NCBI's taxonomy places the organism in Eukaryota, Metazoa, Chordata, Lepidosauria, Squamata, Pythonidae.